Saccostrea echinata is the source of this 4321-nucleotide messenger RNA. Its product is annotated as retinoic acid receptor beta-like. The record is from RefSeq and is a predicted model, not a curated record. The transcript has 10 exons. Gene Ontology annotation, biological process: cellular response to corticotropin-releasing hormone stimulus; regulation of transcription by RNA polymerase II; retinoic acid receptor signaling pathway. Lineage: Eukaryota; Metazoa; Mollusca; Bivalvia; Ostreida; Ostreidae. Bases 243 to 1646 code for a protein of 467 amino acids. Gene Ontology annotation, cellular component: transcription regulator complex; nucleus. Gene Ontology annotation, molecular function: nuclear glucocorticoid receptor binding; zinc ion binding; RNA polymerase II cis-regulatory region sequence-specific DNA binding.
CAGACAGGAGCCUUGCAGUUUGGCGAGUGCCGGUAUAUUGUUACUAUUAACAUAUGCUAGAUGUAUGAACCUGAUUGUGCCAAUUUUUAUUACUCCUGGUCAGUGGCGGUGAGGUAUCCCAGGGGGAGUCCCAGAUCAGAGCCACUUUAUUGACUGGGAGAAAGCUGCGAGGAGACCAUUCACCUUUCCUACCCAGUGUUGGUUUAUCUAGGUAAGAUGAGAAGGUGGACCCUGUUCUGUGUAUGAAGACUGUCAGAAUGAACCCCGCCAUGGGGCAUGACCCAAUGUCAUCAGAAUCCAGCCAUAUGCAACUUUUGAAUCAUGGAGCCAUUGACUUUUUGGAAGCACCCAUGAAUGCAGAUCAACCUUAUGGAAUGGACCAUCAUGGCUCCUACAUGGCACAAAGUGCUUAUGACCCCUAUGGUUACAGCCAGAAGACUAAUUAUAUGGUACACCAGGGUAUCAAAAGUCAAGUCUUCGACCCUCAGGGAAUGUAUGAGAUGCAGAGCCCUACAACAAUGUCAGACAUGAGUAUGUCCCCCUCUCCACCCCCGCCCCCCAGAGUUUACAAACCCUGUGUGGUGUGUAGCGACAAGUCUUCAGGGUAUCAUUAUGGUGUUAGCUCCUGUGAAGGAUGCAAGGGAUUCUUUAGAAGGAGUGUUCAGAAAAACAUGCAAUACACUUGCCACAAGGAUAAGAAUUGUCCUAUUAACAAAGUGACCAGAAAUCGCUGCCAGUAUUGUCGUCUUCAGAAGUGUUAUGCAAGUGGGAUGUCUAAAGAAGGUAUCUUAAACAAUGCGGUGAGAAAUGACAGGAAUAAAAAGAAAAAGCCUAAGUUAGAAAAUCCCUCCUCCAAUGCUGAGGAGAUUACAGAAGAUGAACAGAGUGUAUUACAAGACAUUCUAGAGGCCCACAAAGUGACAUUUCCCCAGAUAGAGGAGGCAGUGUUGUCCCCCAUGUCCUGUCACGACUCAAGGAGUGAUAUCGAAAACGAUGAGGCAUCAAAAGAAAAUACACAAAAUCAAAAGAAAGAAAAAUCAAUGUUAUGGGACAAAGUGACAGAACUUUCAUCAAAAGGAAUUAUUAAAAUAGUGGAAUUUGCCAAGAAAAUGCCAGGAUUUACCUCCCUUUCUACCUCAGAUCAAAUCACUCUCCUAAAGGCAGCUUGUUUAGAAAUCAUGAUUUUACGAUUGUGUUCACGCUAUGAUUUAGACAAAGAUGUGAUGUUAUUCAAUGGGGGACUGAGUCUAGAUCGAGAACAGCUACAGAGAGGGGGCUUCGGCUCUCUAACAGACACUAUAUUUAAAUUUGCCUCCUCUCUGAAAGUGUUGGACAUUGACGAGACAGAGUAUGCUGUGCUAUCUGCCAUUUGCCUGAUAUCUGGAGACCGCUCAGGACUAGAAGAUCCAGAGAAAGUAGAACAGAUGCAGGAACCAAUACUGGAGGCAUUGAAACAUUAUGUGAGGUCUCGGCGAAAAGACCUGCCUAAUGUGUUUGCUAAAAUUCUUUAUAAAGUUACAGAUUUACGAAGUAUAAGUGUCAAAGGAGCUGAGCGGGUUCUUCACUUGCGGUUGGAAAUGCCAGAUGAGCUUCCACCGUUAAUCAUAGAAAUGUUGGACAGACAGGAAAAUGUGUGUAUUCCUUGAUCGGAAUGUGACAGAUAGGCAGUUAAUAUAAUACUCCAUGUACAGUUUGCAUCAACACAGAACGAAGUUAAGAUCUGAUUCCACACCUGUGAAAAUGUUUUCAAACCAGUGAUAGCAAAACAAAAAACAAAACAACACAAAGCUGUUCUUUUUUUUGUGUGUGCAGACAGAACCUGGUCUGUGAUCCAACGACUUGGCUGUGGGUGAUUUCUGGUACAUAUGGAGGCAUCUUUGUGAUGAACCUCAGUGUUAUUUAUUCUUUGUAUGAUUGUCACGGACUUCUAGCACACAUACUAAGACUGUGUGUGACCAAAUGGAGACUGUUGCAAGUCUUUAAUGAUAUCGUGGAUGGUAAUACGAUAGUGUGUGUAUAACUAAAUAUGGAUAUGCGUGAAUAAUAUAAUUGCUGCUGUUUUCUCUCUGCUUUUAUCAGACUACAAACUUUUUUUUUGAUUGGAAAAAAAAAUGAUCUCAUUCAAAAUUUCUAUAUAUGUGUCAUAAGUCCUUACUGAUUUUCAUGUUUCAUUCUGGGGUUUUUUUGGUGUGUUGUAAUGAGGUAUUUUUCAGUUGACAGUUUACUAUUAGUGCAUAAGAAAUUCUGUGUUUUGGGCUAAAUUAUACAUAAUACCUGUACUUACCCUUUUUCUUUAUAACAUCCAUAUUUUUUUUUUAAAUUUCAAACAAGCACACAUCCUCAAAAUUUCUAGAUGCGUUGUAAUUAAUGUCUGACUUAGAAGAAGUUUAGAUCAAAAGAAGUUACUUAAUUUUUGAAAUACACAGGUAUCCAUGAAUUUUAUGAGAAUUUGGAACCAAGGAAAGGAACUGAUUUUGCAAAAUAUUUUCAUGGGAUUCAAAAAGGUAACCAUGUUUAAUUUUCAACAUUUGAUAAAUCGUUUUCAUUUCUUUCAUAGAAAAUGUUUGAAGGUGAGAUUAUGGAUAAUUGUUGGAAUUUAAUUUUAAGUAUUAGAAAUUUUAAGUAUUAAAGUGUACUGAUUUUAUUUAACUGAAAUAUUUUUUUGUAAUGAAUGAGGGCAUAAAACGUGUAGAAAGGUUAUUAGGAAGACAAGUUGUGAUAUUAUUCAAAGUUUGCUCAAUUUUGUCUUACCAAUUCUCUACCUCCUUUUUGACAAAUAUCUCCUUUUUGUUAUCUGUGUAGUAGUAUUCCAAAGUUUUAUUGCUGUGAAGACAGUGUCCUCAUUGAAGCUGCAGUGUUGGGUUAUUGAAUACACUGCUGAACAGAAUGUUAACAAGAUAGCCUGUGAUUUUUGAAUGAUGCAGGAUGAGUGCUCCAUUCUGAAAGUGACUGCAAGUUUUACAUAAUAUUGGCAAUUUAAGGGUAAUUUUGUUCAUUUGCUUAGUUGCAGAAAAUGCAAUUACAUAAUUUUAAUAUUUGGACAAGUGUUUGGUUUUUUUUUUCAUUAUUUUUCCCCUGUUUUUGUAGAAUGCUAAAUUUUUUUAAAAGUAUCUGAAUGGCAAAAUUUGUCUAUAGAGCUAAAAUAGCCAAAAUUUAAAAGAUUUUGUCAAUGUGAACAUUGAUGCUUCAUCUUAGCUUACAAACGAGAACUUUUGAAGUCCUGGAGUUUAGUUGAAAUCAUCUUUUUGCAGCAUGCAUCCUUCAUGUUCUUAUUUAAUUCUGUAAUUUUAAUAAAAGUUAACUUGAACAAAGCUUAAACUUCAUUAGAAUCAGAGCUUUGCUCUACAAUAAUACUCUGUCAAAGUUCUCCGGUGAAAUCUCUAUUGUUAUAUUCCAGUAUAAUAUUUCAUUCAUCUUCAAGCUGAAAAUAUCACAUGGUUUGAUUUUAAAAUUAAUGAUUCAUAUGAGUUGAGUUAAUCUAAUGAUAGUUAAAUUUGAAUAAUUAAUAUAAUUAAGAUAAUAACCAUAAGAUUCUUCAUUGAAGGGCUCUAUCAUCAUAAAAUAUGUUCAUUUUAGUGUGCUUAGUGAAGUGAAGGGGAUGGUUGUGUUUAAUAUGAAUUGUAAUUGAUGAAUGAAAGAUAAUGUGACAGUUUAUGUUAAAAUUGUUCUAUAUGUAUAUAUAUAUAUAUAUAUCAGUCCCAAAAAUGUAAACUAAGUGUGGUAGUUUUAAAUGCAUCAGAGUCUUUGUAAAUGUAUGUCAAGAUCUUUAUAUUCUUUUGAACUGGUUUCAAGUAUUUUUUUAUUUACUAAAUCAAAUAAAAGAUAAAAACAAAUUAAUUGUUAAAAACUUAGCCACCAUACUGUUAUAAACACUUGAAAUGCAUUUUGUAGAAACAUGCUUUCUUUUGGUGCCAUUUUUGUAUGUUAUAAAUUUUGUAAUACCGGUCGCCUCAGAUUUGGAGUCAGGUUAAAUUGAUUGAUCAUAUUUACAUUUCAUGCAUUCUGAAAUCAAAGGAUUUUUGGAGUGAUUUAUAGAGUCACCUUAUUAGUAUGGUGGUUUUGAAUGAAAUUUACGAAAAGCUUCAGCAUAAAGUGAAACACACCAAAUGUUUCAGUAAUUGAUGAUCUUAUUUCUUAUAGAAAUGAUACUGAAUAUAAAAUUCUCAGUAAUUAAAACUAGGUAUAGAAGUACUUGAACAUUACUCCCUUUUACCACAUGUAGUAUGUUACGAAUUCAUCGAGUGUCUGCUGUGAAUGUUUAGAUUUGUUCUUGUACGAUAAACUACCUCAUCAGAAAAAAUAUUAAACAUUGAUUGUGAAA